UCCUCCAGUGAUUUCGGUUUCACAUCUGUGUCUUUUUUUCUUAACACUUUCCCGUUAUCAGGUGUUCUAUUAUGUUACUGGUUGGGAACAUUUUUUUGUUUGUUUGGAUGAAUCCGACAGUUGGAUUACUUGAAACCUAGUGAAAUACCCCUUUAAGGCUAAGGUUGUAAAGCCUGCCCCUCUGAAGUCGAUCCCUCCUGCAUAAAUUCUGAAAAUGCAACAAAACUUCCCCAAAAAGUGUCACACAGCCCAAAGUUGAUGAGCAGAAGACAUCACAGACUGCCAGUGCUGAGACUGUGACAUGACUUCAAUCCUGCAUCCUGGAAGAUUUUUACUACGAAACAUCAAUAAGGCAGCCUUUCACAAGUUUAGCUCCAGUUUCAGCAAGAUGAUGCAGGCAGUGUGUGUCCAUGUACCCGGAGGACCAGAAAAUUUGCUGCUGCGAGCUGUCCCCAAACCUGAACCUAAAGAUGGAGAGGUCCUGGUUAAAGUUCAUGCAGCUGCCCUCAACAGGGCAGACCUGUUACAGAGACGAGGCUUGUACCCGCCUCCCCCAGGGGAAAGUGAUAUCAUAGGCCUGGAGGUAGCCGGUACUGUGGAUGCUCUGGGCCCAGGAUUGAAAAGGGACUGGAAACCAGAUGACAGGGUCAUGGCCUUACUUAGUGGAGGAGGAUAUGCAGAAUAUGUUUCUGUACCUGAAGAGCUCCUAAUGCCUGUUCCCUCUAACCUCACACUCUGCCAGGCUGCUGCAAUACCAGAGGCCUGGCUCACUGCUUUUCAGCUGCUGGUUUUUAUAGCUCAGGUGAAGGACAGGGAGGUGGUUCUGGUUCAUGCUGGAGCCAGCGGAGUCGGUACAGCUGCUGUUCAGCUGGUUCGUCUGUUCGGUGCUGUGCCCAUUGUUACAGCAGGGAGCCCAGAAAAACUGAGGAUGGCCGAGAAGCUGGGAGCAGCCGCUGGAUUCAACUACAGAGAGGAGAGCUUUGCACAGGGAGUUUACGACUUUACUGAAGGCAAAGGAGCAAAUGUCAUCCUUGACUGCAUUGGCGGGGCAAACUGGGAGCAAAAUGUGAGCUCCUUAGCCAUUGAUGGUAGAUGGGUGCUGUACGGUACCAUGGGAGGCCGGACCGUGGAGGGAGAUCUGCUGGGCAAACUGCUCUCCAAGCGAGGUCACUUGCUCAGCAGCCUCCUACGUUCUCGUAGUCUUCAGUACAAAGCGGAGCUGGUUAGGGCUUUCUCACACAGAGUGUUGCCAUAUUUCUCAGACCAGCCUGCCUCCUUGAGACCAGUGAUUGACAGCACGUUCAGCUUGGAGGACAUCGCAGAAGCUCACAGACACAUGGAAGCCAACAGAAACAUGGGAAAGAUUGUUGUUAAUAUGAUUUCACAAAAUAAAGAAACUCAAUGAUUAACAGCUAAUAGAUAUGCAUAUAUCUUAAAUGUACAUUGAUUUAUGUCAAGGAAUCUUACUGUACUGUUCAUUUGUCUCUUAGAUAUGCAGCAUCUAUCAAUAAAAAAGUCUAAAU
Messenger RNA from Melanotaenia boesemani (Boeseman's rainbowfish), 1523 nucleotides. It is a transcript of the gene tp53i3, whose product is annotated as tumor protein p53 inducible protein 3. NCBI's taxonomy places the organism in Eukaryota, Metazoa, Chordata, Actinopteri, Atheriniformes, Melanotaeniidae. Gene Ontology annotation, molecular function: quinone binding; NADPH binding; quinone reductase (NADPH) activity. Bases 302 to 1405 code for a protein of 367 amino acids. The transcript is spliced from 7 exons. The record is from RefSeq and is a predicted model, not a curated record.